Messenger RNA from Megalops cyprinoides (Indo-Pacific tarpon), 2018 nucleotides. It is a transcript of the gene eif3jb, whose product is annotated as eukaryotic translation initiation factor 3, subunit Jb. Gene Ontology annotation, molecular function: translation initiation factor activity. The record is from RefSeq and is a predicted model, not a curated record. The coding region runs from base 74 to 814 and encodes 246 amino acids. The transcript has 8 exons. Lineage: Eukaryota; Metazoa; Chordata; Actinopteri; Elopiformes; Megalopidae. Gene Ontology annotation, cellular component: eukaryotic translation initiation factor 3 complex; cytoplasm.
CCAUCAUCUCUAGGCGCAGCCUUGAACCGCGCCGGUUUCCUUUUUUUGCCCAGUUUCAAUACAUCUAGCCAAGAUGGCGGACGCCGAUUCGUGGGACGCCGACAACUUCGAGCCGGAUGAGCCGAUCAGAAAGGCGGCGGUGCUGGACAGAUGGGAAGGCGAGGACGAGGAGGAAGACGUGAAGGACAACUGGGAUGAUGAGGAUGAUGAGGAGAAGAAGGUGGAAGAGAAAAAACCAGAAGUAAAAAUGUCAGACAAGAAAAAAUUAAGUGAAAAGAUCAAAGAGAAAGAAAAUCAGCAAAGGAAAAAACAAGAGGAGAUUAAAAAGAGGUUAGAGCAGUCAGAACAGAAAACAGAGCUCACACCAGAGGAACAGUUAGAAGAAAAGCUGAGAGUGAAGAAGCUGCAGGAGGAGGCAGACCUGGAGCUGGCGAAAGAUGCAUUCGGUGUCACUAAUAACGUAACGGGAAUUGAUGCCAUGAGCCCCUCCUCUAAAGAUGACUUCACAGAGUUCCAGAAGCUGCUUAAAGAGAAAAUAACUCUGUAUGAAAGAUCUGUGCAUUAUUCUAGCUUCCUGGAAUCGCUGUUUCGUGAUCUCUGUAUUUCAUUGGAAGUGGAGGACUUGAAGAAGAUCAGUAACUCCCUGACAGUGCUACUCAGUGAAAAACAGAAGCAGGAAAAGCAAAACAAGACGAAGAAGAAGAAAAAGGGCGUGCUGCCUGGCGGCGGCUUGAAAGCCAAGAUGAAAGACGACCUGGCGGACUACGGCGAGUUUGACGGCGGCUACGCUCAAGAUUACGAGGACUUUAUGUGACAGUGGCUGCAUCCGGACCACCCUCACACCGCUCCUCUCAACCCCUUCAACAUGCAGCAGAAACCUCAUAAUGUCCAGUGCCAUCCUGGGAAUAAAAAAAGAAUAAAAACUGAAAGAUGUGUGUCACCCCACUACCGAAUCUUUGAAGGUUGGCUUUACAGAGAACAUUGAACUCCACAGCUAUGUCUCCUAGUACAAAAAAAAAAAAAUUAACUGCCUCCUACACUGACACGUCCUCCUCCAAAUCAUGCGUAAAAGUAACAGAACCGCUAUGUCAGGUUUCUAAUUUGAAAACGGCUGCACUGGAGUGUAUUGCUAUGCCCCGCAAUAAGUAGAUGCGUGGAAGAGCAGCAUCGGUUUUCAUAUUAUCAGUUUUAAUUCUUGUCGAAACGACACAGCCUGUGACAGAAUGGCUGAAUAGUAUUACUCUGUUUGACAACUGCAAUUACAUGGAAAUAUAUUUGAUGUUCUAUGCAAAUAAAUUAAUUCAGAAUGUCUAUAUUUAUCUCAUGGGUAUUUUACUUUUCUUGUGGAUGGCAUUUACAAACUCCACAGAAAAGUAUUCUGCAUCUGUACAAUAACUUAAGGUCACUAAAUAUAAGCCAGAUGCUCAUAUUUGAUGUUUUACUUUGGAGGGUUGUUAUAUUUGUGCUUUGGGAGCUGACACUACAUGGAAAUCAGAUGAGGAAUUGUUUUAAGACUGCACAUAAAAAUGACUGUAAAAGGUAACGGGCAACCCAAUGAAAUGAAAAUGUACCAUUUUGUAAAUUGUAACGAAAACCUCAUGUGGCCAUCCUCUGGAAAUCCGCUGUAAUGUUCUUUGAACGUUGCGGUGACAGUGCUUUGUAAGUUGAUUUAGAAAAGAUAUUUUUGUGCAUGGAGAAAUUAAGUUUGUAUUCAUAAUCUGUUUACUACUAAUGCAAGCACAGGGGGUUGGGUAUCUGUCAUAACUGGUCUCUGCAACCAUGGCUUCUGCAGUCUUAUAUCAAUUAGGUGAGGAAAUGGCAUACUUACUGAAUGGACGUAAGUCAUUCUCAGUACAUAUAGGCUGUACUUAGUGGAACAUUGUAGGCUUUUCCCUUUUGUUUUAACAUUCGACAAAAUUUGCUUUACGAAUCAUGAGGCCUGGACAAUGACAAUACAAUUGAUGGCAUCAGCAGUGUUUUAUAAACAUCUAAUUUAAUAAAAUUUCUGUUCAAAAGGA